CCUUUUUUCUUUGGUUGCUCCCCCAGAGACCCUCAUGGACACAAAAUGGGUGACAUCUGAGUUGGGGUGGACAUCUCAUCCAGAAAGUGGGUGGGAAGAGGUGAGUGGCUACGACGAGGCCAUGAACCCCAUCCGCACGUACCAGGUGUGUAACGUGCGCGAGUCAAGCCAGAACAACUGGCUCCGCACAGGGUUCAUCUGGCGGCGAGAUGUGCAGCGGGUCUACGUAGAGCUCAAGUUCACUGUGCGCGACUGCAAUAGCAUCCCCAACAUCCCCGGCUCCUGCAAGGAGACCUUCAACCUUUUCUACUACGAGGCUGACAGCGAUGUGGCCUCGGCCUCCUCCCCCUUCUGGAUGGAGAAUCCCUACGUAAAGGUGGACACCAUCGCGCCCGAUGAGAGCUUCUCGAGGCUCGAUGCCGGCCGCGUCAACACCAAGGUGCGCAGCUUUGGGCCGCUGUCCAAGGCCGGCUUCUACUUGGCCUUCCAGGACCAGGGUGCCUGCAUGUCACUCAUCUCCGUGCGUGCCUUCUAUAAGAAGUGUGCAUCCACCACUGCAGGCUUCGCCCUCUUCCCAGAGACCCUCACUGGGGCCGAGCCCACCUCACUGGUCAUUGCCCCUGGCACCUGUAUCGCUAACGCUGUAGAGGUGUCGGUGCCCCUCAAGCUCUACUGCAACGGUGACGGGGAGUGGAUGGUGCCUGUGGGCGCCUGCACCUGUGCCACCGGCCAUGAGCCAGCUGCCAAGGAGUCCCAGUGCCGUCCCUGUCCCCCUGGGAGCUUCAAGGCGAAGCAGGGAGAGGGGCCCUGUCUCCCCUGCCCCCCCAACAGCCGCACCACCUCGCCAGCCGCCAGCAUCUGCACCUGCCACAAUAACUUCUACCGUGCAGAUUCGGACUCUGCAGACAGUGCCUGUACCACUGUGCCAUCCCCACCUCGGGGUGUGAUCUCCAAUGUGAAUGAGACCUCGCUGAUCCUCGAGUGGAGCGAGCCCCGGGACCUGGGUGGCCGGGACGACCUCCUGUACAAUGUCAUCUGCAAGAAGUGCCAUGGGGUCCCUGGGCCCGGGGGUGCCUCGGCCUGCUCACGCUGUGACGACAACGUAGAGUUUGUGCCUCGGCAGCUGGGCCUGACAGAGCGCCAGGUCCACAUCAGCCACCUGUUGGCCCACACACGCUACACCUUUGAGGUGCAGGCAGUCAACGGUGUCUCGGGCAAGAGCCCUCUGCCGCCCCGCUACGCGGCUGUGAAUAUCACCACCAACCAGGCUGCCCCGUCUGAAGUGCCUACACUCCACCUGCACAGCAGCUCAGGCAGCAGCCUGACACUGUCCUGGGCCCCCCCCGAGCGGCCCAACGGCGUCAUCCUGGACUAUGAGAUGAAGUACUUUGAGAAGAGUGAGGGCAUCGCCUCCACGGUGACCAGCCAGAAGAACUCUGUGCAGCUGGACGGGCUGCGGCCCGAGGCUCGCUAUGUGGUCCAGGUCCGCGCCCGCACCGUCGCUGGCUAUGGGCAGUACAGCCGCCCAGCGGAGUUUGAGACCACAAGUGAGAGAGGCUCCAGUGCCCUGCAGCUCCAGGAGCAGCUGCCCCUCAUUGUGGGCUCGGCCACGGCUGGGCUUGUCUUCGUGGUGGCCGUGGUGGUCAUUGCUGUUGUCUGCCUCAGGAAACAGCGCCAUGGCUCGGAUUCAGAAUACACGGAGAAGCUGCAGCAAUAUAUCGCUCCUGGAAUGAAAGUUUAUAUUGACCCUUUUACCUACGAGGACCCUAAUGAGGCCGUGCGGGAGUUUGCCAAGGAGAUCGAUGUGUCCUGCGUCAAGAUUGAGGAGGUGAUUGGAGCUGGGGAGUUUGGGGAAGUGUGCCGGGGUCGACUGAAACAGCCCGGCCGCCGGGAGGUGUUCGUGGCCAUCAAGACGCUGAAGGUGGGCUACACUGAGAGGCAGCGACGGGACUUCCUAAGUGAGGCCUCCAUCAUGGGUCAGUUUGACCACCCCAACAUAAUCCGGCUGGAGGGCGUGGUUACCAAAAGUCGGCCAGUCAUGAUCCUCACCGAGUUCAUGGAGAACUGUGCCCUGGACUCUUUCCUCCGGCUCAACGAUGGACAGUUCACAGUCAUCCAGCUGGUGGGCAUGUUGCGGGGCAUUGCUGCCGGCAUGAAAUACCUAUCCGAGAUGAACUAUGUGCACCGUGACCUGGCUGCCCGCAAUAUCCUUGUCAACAGCAAUCUGGUCUGCAAAGUCUCAGACUUUGGCCUCUCCCGCUUCCUGGAGGAUGACCCCUCUGAUCCUACCUACACCAGCUCCCUGGGUGGAAAGAUCCCCAUCCGCUGGACUGCCCCAGAGGCCAUAGCCUAUCGGAAGUUCACCUCUGCUAGUGACGUCUGGAGCUACGGAAUCGUCAUGUGGGAGGUCAUGAGCUACGGAGAGCGACCCUACUGGGACAUGAGCAACCAGGAUGUCAUCAAUGCCGUGGAGCAGGAUUACCGGCUGCCCCCACCCAUGGACUGCCCCACAGCACUGCACCAGCUCAUGCUGGAUUGCUGGGUGCGGGACCGGAACCUCAGGCCCAAAUUCUCCCAGAUUGUCAACACCCUGGACAAGCUCAUCCGCAAUGCUGCCAGUCUGAAGGUCAUUGCCAGCGCCCAGUCUGGCAUGUCACAACCCCUCCUGGACCGCACGGUCCCGGAUUACACAACCUUCACGACAGUUGGUGACUGGCUGGACGCCAUUAAGAUGGGGCGGUACAAGGAGAGCUUCGUCAGCGCGGGGUUUGCAUCCUUUGACCUGGUGGCUCAGAUGACCGCAGAAGACCUGCUCCGGAUCGGCGUCACCUUGGCUGGCCACCAGAAGAAGAUCCUUAGCAGUAUCCAGGACAUGCGGCUGCAGAUGAACCAGACGCUGCCCGUGCAGGUCUGACACCCAACUCCCACCGGGUGUGUGUGCCCCUCAAGGAUUACGCAGGGACGCUGACCGGUCGGCUGGACUAUUAGACUUUUGGAUGCCUGGCCUUAGGCUGUGGCCCAGAAGAUGAAAGUUUGGGGAGGCCCAAGCUGGGACUUCUCCUCCAGGCCUGUGCUCCCUCCCCAGAAAGUGUGCCCCAAACCUCUUCAUAUUGAAGAUGGAUUAGGAGAGGGGUGAUGACCCCUCCUCAAGCCCCUCGGGGGCCCAGGCCUUCCUGUUCUCCAGUGGGGGAUCCCCACCACUUCAGACUUGGCUGUUCUUCAGUGGAGGUCCUGGCAGGAGCAGGUGGGGGAUAAGCCUGGGUUCCAUAGGGCCCAGCCCUGGCAGGGGUCUGGCCCCCCAGGUAGGAAGAGAGCAGUCCCUCCCUCAGGAACUGGAGGAGAGGACUCCAGGAAUGGGGAAAUGUGACACCCCCAUUCCCAAGCCAACUGGCACCUCCAGUUUGCACAGGGACUUGUUCUGGGGGCUGAGGGCCCUGCCCCACCCCCGCCCUUGGUGCUGUCAUAAAAGGGCAGGCAGGGGCAGGCUGAGGAGCAGCCCUUGCCCCCCCAGAGACUGACUCUCAGAGCCAGAGAUGGUUGUGUGUGUGUGUGUGUGUGUGUGUGUGUGUACAGAGAGCGUGGGUGAGCGUGUAAAAGCUUGGCCCUGUGCCCUGCAGUGGGGCCAGCUGGGCCAUCAGCGGAAUAAAGGCAAUAAGACGAU
Molecule: messenger RNA, 3661 nt
Organism: Myotis davidii
Lineage: Eukaryota; Metazoa; Chordata; Mammalia; Chiroptera; Vespertilionidae
Gene: EPHB3
Product: EPH receptor B3
Exons: 15
Coding region: 35-2914 (959 amino acids)
Biological process (GO): protein phosphorylation; axon guidance; cell surface receptor protein tyrosine kinase signaling pathway
Cellular component (GO): neuron projection; plasma membrane
Molecular function (GO): transmembrane-ephrin receptor activity; protein binding; ATP binding
Source: RefSeq, a predicted model, not a curated record